AUGUUCGAGCAGUUUAUUAGGGCCGGUGGGGACAAGGACCAAUUUGUCCGGCGCUUCAUGCUGAAGAAGGUCUCCGAGUCCACGAACGAGUUGGAUGAGGAGGGUGGGUAUUAUACUCCGGAGGAAAUGAAGAAGCUCUUGAGCUACUCCCAGACCCGGGCCGACCAGACGGUGGCAUGGUGCAAUGACCCUGCCAAUGGGGAUGAUCUUGUUUUGACUGACUUAGUCGACGAGAACAUCAAGUUUUAUUGGUGCCGCACGCGUGUGAAAGGCCUCAAGCGCUUGAGGCAGACGCAGACUGCAGAGGAGACAGCUGAGGCUGAGGGCACUGGCCCCAUGAUGCUUAGUGGCAUGGAUAAGAAUGCUUGCACCCCUGCAAGCAUGGGCCUCCGAACUGCUGGUGAUGUUGAAGCUCUGAGAUCUGAGGCAGAGAAGCUGGAGAUCCAGCAGAAGGAGCUUCUGUCGGUGCAGGAGAAGUCAGCUAAUCUCAUGGAUAAGUUGAAAGUGGUUUCCCCCGACAAGAAAGAUCGUAUGUCCAAGACAGCAGAAGCACUUUAUGAACAAAUGGCUGAUGCCCUGGCCAAGAUCAGUACCGCACAGCUGGACCCAAAAGCCAGUGAGGGUGCCAAGCUCGUGCUCAAUCUUACAACGGAGGGCAAGAAGCUGCCUCGACCUUGGAGUGAAGUGUGCUCCAUGUGGACUGGCCUCGAGCGCACCUGCCGGCCGGCUCUUCGCAAGCCCCCUGUGAAGAAGAAGGACGAUGAGGACCUGGUGAUGACCUCUUCGAUGAAGGACCUGCUGUGGCUGAACGACAAGAAGCAGAGGAUGAAAGUUUGGAUCUAUGUGAGAAACAUGGGCUCUGGCUACUUGCAGCUGGACAUGUUCAAGCCAUCAGUCCGUGAUCUGCCACGACUCCGGGAGCUAUUGCUGCAAGGCCUUGGCAGUGAUGCCCGUGUGCAACUCCAGUUGCCAAGACCUUUGCUGAAUGCAGGCAAAGCUCUGCUUUUCGUUAGGAACAAGGUUGCUAGCAUCCUGAGUUUGGGGCCUACUGUGUAUAAGAUAGGCCUUACAGGUGAUCCCAUGUUCCGCUUUUACAAAGUGCCCUCACAGACAAGUGCAUCAGCAGGUUACCGCCAUGAUCUAGAGCAGUAUGAAGAAAUGCAUGUACUAUUUGCUGGGGCCACAUGGGAUGAGGCUGCCUUAAUGGAGGCUGUGCUGAUUGCAGAGUUUCAGGGCCGGCCGGGAAAUCGCAAUAUCAAUCCUGGGGGUGAGGGGCGGCAAGUCUAUGACCCGCCAUACUUCACAUACAUUGUGUUCAAGUCGGCCCUGAUUGCACCGAAGCGACGGCGCAUACAUGCUUAUGGGGGAAAGAGAGCGUAUCAUGUCCUAUGGCAUCACUGA
This is a messenger RNA of Symbiodinium necroappetens, 1401 nucleotides long. NCBI's taxonomy places the organism in Eukaryota, Dinophyceae, Suessiales, Symbiodiniaceae. The record is from the annotation of a GenBank genome assembly.